GUACACCUGUCUCAUCACACCUGCCUCAGAGGAUUGCUUCAGCCAAUCAGGUGUCAGUGUGUGAAAGCUACCUGUCGGGACAGAUAAAUGUUCCAGCAGCAACAGGCCCAAAUCAAAACCGCUUCACUCAAGGAGGUGCACAGAUAUACCAACUCUUUCUCUCUCUUCCUUUCUCUCUGUCUCUCUUCGUUAUUUCAAUAAAAACGGGAACACACUUUACCAGAGAGGAGAGCUUUGACUGAGGAUUUUAUUUCUGCAGCCUCUGAGGAACGACAUGACCAAGGAGAUUGAGGCUCUGAUGAUUUUGCAAAACGAAAGCUUUAAUUACCCAUGCUACUCUGAUUACCUAAUGGACUCCUGGACAACCUACAUGGACAUUGAUAGCAACAAAUCGAAAUCCAGGCUCACGGAUGAGGAACUUAACAGCAUCUCGAUCUUUAGCGAUAUUUGCAAGACUCCGAAAGAGCAGAAGAUGGCUUCCUAUUCACACAAUGGCAGCACAUUCAAACCAAUGGACAGAACACCCAAUGGCUCGUCCCCUGAGCUAACACCUCUACAAAACUCACACUUCAUGAAGCUGGUGUCCGAUAGCAUUUCCAACACCAAGCAAAUUUCUCCAAGCAACAUCAACUAUGUUCAGGCCGUCGCAGGCGACAGCUACGAAAAGCAAGCCAUCAACAACAUAUUCGAUUCUCUUCUGCUCAACACGCCUCAAAAAAUGUGGCCUUCGGAUACCUCUUACCCAGAUGCCAGCACUGAGCCUCCAGGCUACAGCAGUGAUUUUGUGGGCCACCCAAGUCCCGAUUACUCCGACUCAUACUCGAACUCUCCUCAUGAGAGGUUCAGUAGGAAUGAUUUUCAGUUUAUUCUCGGAGCACCACAAGCCUCCCAAAGCAAGACCACUGAGAUCCCAAUGGUGUACCUGAACAAGGGCCAGUUCUACCCCAUCACCCUGCAGGGAGUGGACAGCAGCGCUGGGAUCUCAUGCAGCAAAGUGAAGACUGUAAUCAUGGCGGUGUUUGAAAAUGAUAAGAGUCCUGAGGUACAGCUGAAGUGCUGGAAUCACUGGCACGCGCGGCAGCCGACCGCUAAGCAGAGGGUCAUUGAUAUCGCCGACUACAAAGAGGUCUUCAGUGGCAUCAGUAAUGUAGACGAGGUCGCUUUUAACGCCUUAUCCUUCAUCUGGAACACAAAUGAAGAAGCGAAGGUGUACAUUGGUAUCAACUCCCUCAGCACAGACUUCUCCUCGCAGAAGGGGGUAAAAGGCUUUCCACUAAACCUGCAGAUCGACACGUACGACUACAGCUCUGGCUCCAACCACCUCAUCCACCGAGCCGCCUGCCAGGUCAAGGUCUUCUGCGAUAAGGGUGCCGAAAGAAAGAUGCGAGACGAAGAACGCAAAAGGACCAAGAGGCGAACCAAGAACGUUGCUGACUCCACUAACGGGGGAAAACAGACUCUGGUUUCCAGUUCCAUUGCGAAGGACUGUACAUUCUUUAAGACCCUGGACGACCACGUCACACAACCUGUGCUGUUUAUCCCCGAAACCCACUACAGCAACCUGCGUUUGCCGGUGACGACCAGUACAGAGGAAAACGAGAGGAACUCGCUGAAACGCGUCGCCUGUUUCUCCGAGUCAGCAGAGCAGUGUGGCUCGCCGCCUGCCAAGCAAGCGCGCAAGGAUCAACAACAACAGCGAGUCCUCCUGUACGUACGGCAAGAGUCGGAGGAAGUGUUCGACGCCCUCAUGCUGAACUCGCCCACCCUAAAAGGACUCAGACAAGCGAUUUCGGAAAAGUACGGCCUGCAAGAAGACACCAUCGGAAAAAUCUUCAAAAAAUGCAAACGAGGGAUUUUUGUGAACAUGGACGACAACAUCAUCGAACAUUACAGCAACCAUUCCGCCUUCCUCAUCGAGAUCACCGAGUUCAUGCCCAGUCAGUUCCAAGUCACGCUACUCGAGUUAUGAGUGACCUACAUCACCUUCCAAGUCCCGCCCCCUUCACUGGCAGUGUCUCGCAAGCCUGCCAAUCAGAAAGCACUGCCACAUCUCAGAGAGAAUUGUAUUAUUUGUAUUUUUUUAUGGUUCAAAGCUGUCGCCAGGGGGACAAUAAAGCGCUGCAGGUUUACAGCUACACAUCAGCAUCAGCACCAUCUUCAUUACCUCUGUAAAUACCAUUUAUUUCCCCCGUUUUUUCUUAAUUAUUGUUGUUGUUUUUUUUAAACCUGUAAGCAAUUACGAUGCGCUGAACAAAAUGAACGAGUUGUAAAUAACAAUUGUAAAUGCAAGUGAAAAUAUUUGUUAACAAAAUGUAUAAAACUUUGGAAGUCUUAUGAUACGAUAGAUGCGAUUUCUUAAUAUUUCUUAAUAUUUGCAAUGUCUGCCCCGCCCCCUUAUUAUCGCUGCUUUGUAUGGGCUCAUCAUUUCUGUGGAAGGAAAAACAGUACAUGGUAGUGGUAUCGCUUUACGCAUUGCGCUUGUGUCGAUUCCUUUAGCUUCACGUAUGCGCCGCCUAGCGCUAGGAAGGUUCAUACACUUCUGUACUCUGUCGCUUCACACUAGCCUGCCUGUUUGACAUAUCAGGAAUUGUCCAAAGUCCAAACCGGGGCAGUUGUAAAAGUUCUAACGUCGCACAUUUCCUGCCUGCGGAGCUGCAUUUCUGUCUCAGUGUUUCACCCGUGAAAAAAUCAGUAGCGCGUGACUUUUCCAGUCGCUCACCGCCGACUCCGCACAUUUCGAGGCUGCACAAGCAUUACGGGUUUCACGGCGAUGUAGCCUCUCGUCCUCCCACAUUUAGUUUAAAAAAAAAAAGAGGGAAAGAAAAAAGAACCACAACAAAUUUUUUAAAAAUCUUUGUUGAAGUUCGGAUUGAUGAUCUGAGGUGUUUUGUGGAAUUCUUUCGUCUAUUCGGAUUUCACAUCACAAGCAUUUCAACCGCUUUGUGUUUCCAUUGUAUAUCGUUGGAAUUUUGCAACAUUUACCCUGUUUGCUUUUGUAUUUCGUCUACUUUUAUAAGGAAAAUUAAUAAUAAUAAAAAAAGAUGUAAAAAAUUA
Molecule: messenger RNA, 3054 nt
Organism: Silurus meridionalis
Lineage: Eukaryota; Metazoa; Chordata; Actinopteri; Siluriformes; Siluridae
Gene: grhl3
Product: grainyhead-like transcription factor 3
Exons: 15
Coding region: 275-1969 (564 amino acids)
Biological process (GO): regulation of transcription by RNA polymerase II
Cellular component (GO): nucleus
Molecular function (GO): DNA-binding transcription activator activity, RNA polymerase II-specific; RNA polymerase II cis-regulatory region sequence-specific DNA binding
Source: RefSeq, a predicted model, not a curated record